AAUGUUUCUCUUGUGGAGUGCAGCGAGGUGUGUCAUUUUCGUUGUCUCGGCUUCCUCUGCGGUCAAUUAAUGUGGUUUAGGAUGGAUUUGUGUGGAACCGUGGUUUGGAUGCAUUUAAAAAUGCAUGGUUAACGAUAGCGGUGUUGGAUUAGGUUCAAACCAGGUGACCACGAAGUCUGACCACGCAUAAUUGUGAACAAAAAAUAUGGGGAAUAUUUUCUCUUGUGGUGUGCAGCGAGAAAAUCGGUUCUAAGGAAUCAUCCUGGCGAAUUUAACGAGCUGCGUUUCCACGAUGAUGGAUGACGACGAGCAGGAGGAACUCCGAUGUACCGGAAGCGACGUGGAAAUCGAAGAAUAUACAGAUACCGAGGAAUCGCCAUAUGCCGCUUAUCAAUCGACUGAUAAGCUCUUCGACAUGGAUCAGCCAGGAUGGCAGAAAUUCUCCUUCCUGACCACUUUAAUUACCGUCAUUAUCUCUGUGACAACUCUGAUCAUCUGUUUCCCUCUGUAUCUGGAAAGCGUUAACACGGUUUCCAACGCUUACACCGGUCUGAUGUUCAUCGCGCUGUCAUCGACGUGUGCUUUGGGGUUGGUGUGUUUUGUUGGCGAUAGAGUGUCACCGACUCCACCUAUGGUCCCGAGUAGUAUGCGAGCGAAAGUACCACGUUGCAGUUUGAUAAAAUUGGGGAUCAUCUACGCCACUUCCGGGAUUUUUGUGACCUUAUCACUGGACCAGAACAGAGUGCUCUGCCAUCUACAAGACCCCAUCAAAGGCAUCACCCUGGUCUUCUCGCUGGUCUACUACUUCUUCUUCUGUCGAAAAAUUCUGACGUUUUUUGAUGCAGUGAUGAGCCUGCAACGCAUCUUCUCGAGCACGACCAUAAUCGUGGGUCUGUUUAUCAGCGUCGAUUAUGGCCUUUGCGACGAAUUUAGAUGUCGUGGAAGAGAAGUCUCAGGACACGCAGCAUCCCUUAUGGGAUCCUGGGGUAUCAGAGCAGUCUGGACCUUCGUUUAUGUCGGAGCUUUGGCGGCUUUUGCGAUGUUUUUCACCGUCCUAGAACGUCACUACACCACAGGGCAGCCGAACGUGUGUCAACUUUUGACGACACAGAACAACUCCUUCUUGUACACGGUGUCGAGACUCGUGUCAUCUCGCGACAUCAGACGAAGAGGCUCCGAGGAAGAAGGAGGCAGAUUGCUUCAUGUCACAGAUCCCGAUCCAACGAUAAAGCCGAAGAAUUUCCCAAAACCGCCGAUUUUGAAAACUCUGCUCUACGUCCACGCGAUCGCCUUCGUCGUCGUCCUGGCAUUCAGCUGGCUCGACACAUUGCCAGGAAUCGGCAGGGGUCUUUCUCCGGCCGAUUUGUACCGAACGGUGGAACAUGGCCUUCUGUGCCAUUUUAGAGGGAGUAGUUCUUGUUCGAGUAUCGCAAGCCAUGGAUGGACGUUUCUUCUCGCCUACGUAGUUUUUUCGAUAUCAGCCUUGAGUUUCUUGGUGAUGUCUGAGAGUGCGGUUUUCACGGUCGCAGCUACUACGGUUUCUCUGCCCUUGUCCGGAAUUUGGUGGAGCAUCUACAGGCUGGACCCUGGAACGAGUGGAGGCACGGUUUCAUGGUCACCUGGAGUCACGGGAGAACUGAUAUGCGCAUUGCUCGGUUUACCUGUGGUCCUCCUAGGCCUAGGGCUGCUGAUAAGAUCUCACUUUCGAGACAACCUAUUGUGUUGUCAAGACAUACAACCCCCCGACAUCCACCCAGAGCCUUGUCACAAAUGAACCGCCGAAUCGGGAAUCCCUGAAAUUGUCUUGUGACAAUUACUCCACACAACGAAUGAGGAAAGCUGGAAUGAUAAGAAAGAAAUCAGUGCUGGGCUCAAAAGGGUACGUACAAUUAAGGUGAAGUACGGGUGGUAAGUUGUUAAAAAAAGAAAAGGGAGGAACAGAGAGAGAGAUGCUUGAAAAAUGUUUCCUAUAAAUUACCAGACAGGACGUCCAUCAAGUCACGUUAUUGCCAAUUUAUAUUUUAUUUUGAUAACGAGAUGAUAUUUCAUAUUUUCGAUGACCGUUGAGUAGCUACUUCGAUAGCGGGUCAGGGCUCGGUGUACUUCAAUGUAUAGCAAGAAGUAUCAACAUUUUUUCGAAAAUCAUUUCGAAGAGCGAUUGCGAGGAACUCGCGAUUAAGUCGAGGUAGGUUUGUCGUACUUACUGUAAUUAUAAGGUCUAAGGGUAUUUAUUGUUGCGGUCCUGAGAGGACCUUUCGCACUAAGUUACGUGUUUCUGAACGUAUAUUCUAACGUGUCCUCCAAAGAAAUUAGUGUAAUCGUAUGUGUAACUCUGUGCGAAGUACUGUUAGCGCAUGAACUAUUUUAAAAGGGUUAACGUCGUAAUCGGUAAUGAGUGGAGUAACGAGACGCAACCGCGUCUCUUGACUUGUACGCACAGAAAAAAUAUUUGGUUCGAUGAUUUAAUUCAACCAAGAUCUUUUAAUUAGUCGAAAGAAACGAGUUUGGUCGAGUGAACUGAAAUUCGAUUCCCUCCACCGAAACGUUUUCUGAAAUUAACCAAACGAAGUCAAUCGGACGAAUUUGACAAGUGAAUCAAAUGUUUUUUCUGCGUGCAGGAUUACUUUCUUGCUCGGAAUUCCCGAGAGUAUACAACGAGGCUUUACCUUAUCGUCGCAAGUUUUUUUCCUCGAAGUUUGGUUGAAUUGUCAUAAUUUAAUUUUCACUUUGGGAGGCGCAACUAACACCGAAGAAUUAGACAUUUCUUUUCUGUAAUCGGUCUCCAUGUCUUUUUGUCAGCUCGCGUAAUAUUAAAGUUAAUCUCCUUGCCCGCAAAAAAUUGUGUUAAAAAUAAAUGGGAGCGACGAAACGAAAUUUGGGGUCCGAUGACGGAAGAGAACUGAUUACGACUCUUAUCUGCCGGGAAUUUCACUAUUACCGCGUCUAAGUAGUUUUUGUACCCAUUUUAUUCCUUACCUACGAAGUACUCGUAGCUUGAGAACUCUUUUCUUCCUUACUUUCGGCGUCGAAAGUCCAGUUGGACUUUUGCAAGAGCAACUCCAAGUCGAGAUUAGAGAGCUGUAAGAUAUUUAAAGGUUUUGCUAAUUUCUAGGUGGCCUUCCUUAUUUUUGAAGGUUCUCGCACGCUUAUUUCGAGCACGUAGGUCGAGCGUAACUAAGCAACUAUUUAGUCGUGUAAGUGUACCUUAAGCAACUAAGCAAAGAGUUAUUACAUGUUGGAU
Molecule: messenger RNA, 3241 nt
Organism: Orussus abietinus
Lineage: Eukaryota; Metazoa; Arthropoda; Insecta; Hymenoptera; Orussidae
Exons: 7
Coding region: 293-1774 (493 amino acids)
Source: RefSeq, a predicted model, not a curated record